AUCUACUGCUCGGCCAUAAUCUUUCGGGACGUACUCAUAGCCAUCGGCAAAGUACCGGCGCUUUCAGAGCUAUAUGAGCAGCAAAUUGGUUACGAGUUUGCCGGCCGUCGGGCCAAUACCGGCGAACGGGUUAUUGGUAUAAAUAUAAACAACUCCGUGGCCACCAGUACUCGUGUGGACCCGUAUUUGUUCACAACAAUACCCGACAACUGGUCUAUGGAAGACGCGGUCACUAUUUUGAGCUCGUAUUUCACGGUAUGGUAUGGACUGAUAGAGAGGACUCACAUCAGACAAGGCGAAAGUGUAUUAAUCCAUUCGGCGGCGGGAGGUGUGGGUCAGGCGGCCAUUAAUGUGUGCCAACACUUGGGGUGCGAUAUAUACGCGACGGUCGGCACCGAAGAGAAGAAACAGUUUCUCAUAAAUACA
Messenger RNA from Medioppia subpectinata, 426 nucleotides. NCBI's taxonomy places the organism in Eukaryota, Metazoa, Arthropoda, Arachnida, Sarcoptiformes, Oppiidae. The record is from the annotation of a GenBank genome assembly.